Nelumbo nucifera (sacred lotus) is the source of this 2107-nucleotide messenger RNA. RefSeq lists its product as uncharacterized. The record is from RefSeq and is a predicted model, not a curated record. Lineage: Eukaryota; Viridiplantae; Streptophyta; Magnoliopsida; Proteales; Nelumbonaceae.
GCCUGUUCCUGUUCCCCAUCCCCAGUGUUAUCCGCUUUUCCUGUAUAGACCAACCUUCAUUCAACUUUCGAGAGAGAGUCUGUGAAGAAGCGAAAUGAAAAGGGAAAAGGAUCUAUUAUGAGAAAGAUAUAUUCGAGGAAAUCAAUCAUGCAUCCUCCUUUCACCCUCCGAAGCUCUACUUAUUUUCGUUUCUUAUCUGUCUGUCAAUCCCGGAGCACUCUAAUCGGCGCUAACCAUACCUCCGCUCGUUUCUGCUCUCGCUAGGCUUUAGUCUUUCUCUCUCGUUUACAGAUCAUUCUUUAUUAUUAUUAUUAUUAUCAUUUUUUUUUUCAUUCAUUCUUUCAACACAACAAAAACACUUCUCUCAGUUAUCAGUCAUGGAGAUUACGACAGGGAAACCAAGCUUCUUGAGAAAUAUUCUCGUCCGUGUGCUUUUCUUUUGUGUUUUUAUUUUCCUCCUUCGUUUUGUAUACGUUGUCAUUAUCAGGGGCGGAUCUUGCGAUGCCGCUGACUUUUGCUUCUUCUCCUCUCCCGAAAACUUCAACUUUGCCGGCAGCGGUGCCGUACGGAUCGGCGCCUCCUCCGUUGUCGUCGACAGCGUCGGAUCUUCUUCCAGCACGGCUCUUCGUGACCUCUGGACCAGCAAAGAAUGGCGUAAGUCCGUCGACUACCACUCGGCGAUCUUCCAAGAUCUGAUUGCCCAAGGCUAUCUCUCGCCGGGGUCCAAAGCCUUGUGCAUCGAAACCGUGAGCGGGCAAGACGUCUUUGCUCUCAAGGAAGUCGGUCUUCCCGACGCAAUCGGAAUCUCUAAGAAGAAAUCCCCGCCAUUAGUAGUAUCUGGUCAAGCCUUUCGCCAGCCGUUCAAGAAAAAUACCUUUGAUUUCGAGUUCUCAGGUGCCGGUGGGCUUGACCGGUCUGUUAGACCGUUGGAGUUUGCUUCUGAGGUUUGUAGGACGCUUAAACCCGAAGGGUUUUUGGUCGUCCACACGGCUUCGGCUAAAGACAUGUACAGCUUCAAUUCUUUUCUAAGUUUGUUCAAUUGCUGUAGGUUGGUUCGGUCGCGUGAAAUUGAUGGCCCUGAUUCUUCGAUGCCGUCUAUUCGCGAGAUCGUCCUGAAGAAAGAAAGUGAAAUGAUUCUUAGCCAUGGGACGGCGAAGAAGCCCCAUAGCACAUCGGUUAAUAUGUGUUCUGUUCCGGGGUAUAAACAGGAACUGAUCCGGAAAGCAGAGCCGUUAAUUACAGAGGAGCCGUUAAAGCCUUGGCUUACUUUGAAGAGGAACAUAAAGAACGUAAAGUAUCUUCCUUCAAUGGUCGAUAUAAGCUUCAAGCAGAGAUAUGUUUACGUCGAUGUAGGGGCUCGGAGUUACGGGUCCAGCAUUGCCAGCUGGUUCAGGAAGCAAUAUCCCAAACAGAACAAAACCUUUGCAAUCUAUGCCAUUGAAGCUGAUAAAACUUUCCACCAAGAGUACCAAACGAAGAAAGGAGUUACUCUCUUGCCGUACGCAGCGUGGGUGAGGAAUGAAUCCUUGUUCUUCGAAAUUAACCGAGACCCAGGUCAUAAAAAUGUAGCGGGAGGUAGAGGAAUGGGUCGGAUUCGACCAGUUCAAUCUUCUACUAAUUUCGUGGGGGACAUUGAUAAGAUUCGUGGUUUCGACUUUGCGCAUUGGUUAAAAAAUACUGUCUCGGAGAGAGAUUUUGUGGUAAUGAAAAUGGACGUGGAAGGGACUGAAUUUGAUUUGAUCCCAAGGUUGUUCGAGACUGGGGCUAUUUGUUUGAUUGAUGAGAUCUUCCUCGAAUGCCACUACAAUAGAUGGCAGAAAUGCUGCCCUGGCGAGAGGACUUCCAAGUAUCAAAAUACUUAUAGCCAAUGCUUGGAGCUUUUUACUUCUCUCAGAGCGAGUGGAGUUCUUGUUCAUCAGUGGUGGUAAUUCAUACUUCCCUUGAACAUCUCUUUGUAACUUUUAUUUUUUUUUUUGUUUUUAAUUUUCAUAGAUUUUUGUCAAUUUUUAUAGUUGAAAAAUUUGUAUCUCGUUCAUUUUUCUUCCUUAUCUCCCUUUCUUUCCUUUCUCGUCUAUUAUAUUUCAUAAAUCAAAAUUCUUAGCACUUA